AACUACAAUACUCCCGAAGUAGCCGCGUCCGCCCGGUGAAAUCGCCAUACAAAAUUGCACCCAUUCAUCUCGACGCACAAACCUUGGGGUUCCGGCCUGAACCCUCGGUGUGGGGAAAGCCUUUUGAAGCUUCAGUUCCUUAUCGCACCUUUUAAACAGGCCGUGAUCCAUCGAGACCACGGCGAGGUACAUUUGAGGUUUCCAAAGGACAUCCCCCAAUAGUCACGCAUUCGGCACAUGACGCAUCUCCUGUGGAAAUAUUACUGGGAAGACGAUGUCGACAGAUUUCGACGCCUUCUCCAGCCGGCCGGCUAUGGCGCCCAGAGUGGCGGCCGGGGAUCGAACUUGAUGCAAGGGACGGGUGGGAGUCCCGGCUACAGCACCUCGCCGCGCAACACCACGAAAUCACGCAAGAUUUCCGCAUUUUUUACGGGCUCUGGAAAUGCGCGCCAUGGGCAAACUUGCCUCGGACGCAGCGAAGUCAACAGCCGCGACCAUGUCGGACUUACCGUUUUGCUGCGCGCAGCGUCUUCGACCGCUGAGAAUGCGAUCGCGUUCGUGGAGGCACUCCUCGAACACCCGGCAAUAGAUAUAUACGUCCAAGAUCCCGAGAGUGGCUGGAAUGCGCUCCACCGCGCCCUGUACGCGGGCAACAUCGCCAUCGCCCGGCUUCUGCUUGAGAAAGAGCGGAGGGACCUGACUGGACACACGGCGCCGCUGCAUAGAGUUGGACAGCUCAUCAAGACCAAGGAUCACGAGGGCAAGACUCCAUUCGACCUGUAUAACUCGACAGUCGGAGAGCGAAAUUUGAAGGGUUUGAUAAAGCGGGAGAAGUCCGAUGAUGAGUCUGACAGUGAGGAGGCCCAGGGUACUCUGGACCACGCUCUAAGCGCCAAGGCCGCGGGUACAGCUGGCGAGGAACUGUAUGCAUUUGGCAGCAACAGGAACCUCACGUUGGGCUUCGGUGAUGAAGAUGACCGCCAAUUUCCGGAGCGAGUACACCUCAAGCGCCCGAACAGCCUAUUGCGCCGCUUCCACCGAGAGUAUCUCGAGUCGACUGGCGAGGAUGGCCCGGCAUCCCAGGAUCUGGCCAAAAUUCCAACCCUUGUGUCGAAUCGGCCGCUGAUGAUCCAAGAUGUGGUCCUGUCAAAGUUCCACAGUGCGGUGCUAAGUGCAGAUCCUGUUUCGAAUCUCUAUGUCUGCGGUAUUGGCCGUGGGGGUCGGCUCGGCCUCGGCGAUGAGAACACGCGCUUCACGUACACGCCCAUCCAGGGGCCAUUUGCGGACAGGAGGGUGGUUCAAGUUGCGCUUGGCCAGAACCAUUCCAUGGCCAUUGACGACACCGGCGCGCUAUGGACAUGGGGCAGCAAUGCUCAGUACCAGCUUGGCUAUGCACUCCCUGAACCGGCCAAGAAGGAUGAAGAUCCCAUGAGCAUGGUACCACGCCAGGUGUUCGGACCCUUGAAAAAGGAGGUCAUUGUGGGAAUUGCUGCCUCUUCCAUCCACUCGGUGGCCCACACCGGCACGUCGCUAUACUGCUGGGGGAAAAACAUCGGACAGUUAGCGCUGAUGGAUGCUGACUCGAGGUCGCUCGAGUUUCAACAAACGCCGAGGAAAGUUGCAGCGUCGUUGUUCUCGUCUCCCAUCGUCAUGGUGACUGCGAUCGACAAGGCCACGACAGUCCUGCUCCAGAACCACACCGUCUGCGUGUUUACAGCAUACGGGUACCACAUUGUCAAGUUUCCGCUCGCUGCUUUUGAUAUCUUUGGCAAUACCACCUUGCCAAACUGGUGCGAGCAGCCAGGUUGGUACCAGAUUCACCAUAUCACAUCCGGCGGGGAGACAAUUGCCGCGCUUACGAGACGUGGUGACUUGUUCACAAUGAGCCUAGAUCACAAGAUUGAGACAAACCCCUCCACCACGUCUACUACAAACCCUUCGAAGAUCAAGGGGGCGGUUACCCAACCGCAGUGCAUCUGGUCCGCCAGGCAAGACGGUGUUCGGUCUGUCGGAGUUGGCGAGCACGGAUCUGUUAUUAUCAGCACGCAAUCCGGAGCUGUGUGGCGGAGGAUCAAACGAGCGAAAGCCAAGGACGCGUCGCCGUGGGCACCGAAGUCAAAGCGAAGCGACUACAAGUUCGAACGGGUGCCAUGCAUUAGCAAGGUGACCACCGUUCGCGCCUCUGCGUUUGGUGCCUUUGCCGCCAUCCGAAAAGACACGGAUGUGAUGAAGGAGCAGAUGACGAUUGACGACCAGUCACUGUGGGAAGACGUGGCGCCGUUGAACUGCCUUCAUGACUUUACAGCGUCGGAACCCGCGGAUGAGAAGGAUGAGGUUCGGAAGUUUUGGACAAACGAUGCCCUCAGAGACCGUCUCAGCCCCGUGGCGCACGAAGUGCUUAAAUCCUCGGACAUCGAAGGUGACCUGGUGCAGCACCUCACGUCGUGGUCGUACCGGAAUGACCCACUCGAUGCAGCCAUCUGCACCUCUUCUUCACCCGGCGUCAAGAUACCUGUCCAUGGUUGGCUGCUUGCCGCUCGAAGCCCUGUCCUGCGAGGCGCGCUUGCGCAAUGCCGCAAAGCGGGGUCCUUCGCCAACGAGACAUUCAGGGUUGCCACUGAUGACGGCAAGAUCGUAAUCUGCUUCCAGGGACUCGACCUUGUCUCGUUGCUGAAUCUCGUUCUAUUCGCAUAUGAAGAUAAGGUCAUCCCCGUUUGGAACUUCACGGGCCACGUCCGACCGCUGGCGUACAGAUAUCGCCAGAUCCGCCAGGAGGUUAUGAAGCUUGCCACGCGCCUGAAGAUGGAUGUUCUGGAGGCGGCCGCAAGGCUGCAAGUGGAACCCAAGAAAUGCAUGGACCGGGAUUUCCAGCUUGCCAUCAAGGACCCCCGUUACUUUGCUGACGGCGAUGCCCUACUGGAGCUGGAUGGAGCGGAAGUCCUGGUUCACAGCGCGUUUGUUCGCCAAAGGUGCCCCUGGUUCGAGGUGCUGUACCAGGGACGCGCUGCGGGCAAGUGGCUCGAGGGCCGUCGCGCAAUCUCUGCUGAGCGGAUCACGAUUGAUCUGACCGACGCGGAUCCCAAGGCGUUCCAAUAUGUCCUUCGGUAUCUCUAUGGGGAUCAUGGCGCCGAGCUGUUUGAUCCUGCGACUAGUGACUCGUUGGAAGACUUCCUGGAUCUCGUGAUGGAAGUCAUGUCAUACGCCAAUUAUCUGUGGCUGGAUCGACUAUCACAGAUCUGCCAGCAGGUCAUGGGCAGGUUCGCCGACAUGCGCAACAUCUGUCAGCUUCUGAAUGCCAUAAACCCGUGCUGGGUUACAGAGUUCAAGUAUGUUGGGUUGGAGUAUAUCUGCCUACUGUUGGAGACCAUGCUUGAGAACGAUGUCCUCGACGAGCUUGAUGAGGAACUACUUCUCGAGCUGGAUAAGGUCGUUCGGGAUAACCAGCUUACCCACUCACGUUUCGUGAGGAGCGGCCAGGCUGAGCUGAUGCUCCACGAAAACAACCCUUGGCUGGCCGAGGCCGUUGACGAGGAGCGGCGGGUGAGGCUGAAGGAUAUUGCAUUCAAGGCACAAAGAGAAGAGGAGAGGAAGCUGUCGUCGGCGAAAACCAGAUACGGGAGCCUUGAUGACGCCAGUCCCCUUACACCCACCCCUGAUAGAGUCAGGAAGGUGUCAAAGGGUCAUUUGAAGGAGCUUUCCAGCCCUAGCCUUCGCCCCGAGGCCUCACAGGGAGACCUCAUCUUCGAUAUGGACGACGAUGAGCCCUCGUCUGUCACGAGCCCUUCCGUACGGCCUCGGAGAUCUGUCGAAGGGUCGACCGAGCUGGAUCAGAUCCCGCCACUGGGAAGCUCCUGGAAGAGCACACCGAAGAAGAUACGUAUCGAUCUCCAACCGUCGCCCACGGCCAGUCCGUUAGGCACGCCGCAGAAUCAGGCUGUGGCGGUUUCAACACCUACAAAGGCUGCACAGCCUUGGGGGACUGCGCCACUAGCAGCUUCAAAGCUAGACCUCCGCGACAUCAUCCAAUCGGAGGCGCAAAACCGGUCGGCCCUCUCAACAGGCCUAGCGGAGCAGAGAGCCAAAGCGGCAAUUUCAAAAGGCACACCGCCAAAAUUGUCACAGAAGGAGAAAAAGCGGCUGCAGCAGGCAUCCCAAGCAGCGCAAGCAGCCCUGCUCGGCGUCAAGGGGGGCCCUCCCAAGAAUGUCUGGGAACGCUCCGCCAACGAAACCCAGCCUUCCCCGUGGAAGACGGUUUCCACCAAGGGCCAGACACCGUUGGAGGGAGGUCCAUCAACAGAUUGCAACCCGGCAAAGGGCCUUCUCCCUACGGAAGCUGCCGUGCCAAUCUCUAGACGCACCGCCUCCCCUGAUACCCGCUUCUCCGGACAGCGCACACCAAGCAGUUCCUCCACCGUUCUCACCACCAAACUCAACCCCCCAGUCGCUGCGAAACCAAAUAAUAACAGCAGCGAUAACAACAUGGCCCCCCGAGCCACCUCUUCGUCUACGUAUACCGACACUCAACAGCCCACCUUUAGCAAGUCACCACUGGUUCCACACUCCAAAGUCUACAUGCCUCCCGCACCCAAGGCCGAACCCCUGCUGGGUCUCAGCAUGCAAGACAUUAUGGGCCAGCAGACGCGCGACAAGCAGCAGGUCAAGGAAGCCGUAGCCAAACGGCCGUUGCAAGAAAUCCAACAAGAGCAAGCCUUCCAGGAGUGGUGGGACGCCGAGAGCCGGCGGAUGCAGGAGGAGGAGCGCCGGCGGAUGGAGAGGGCUGGGCGAAAUGAGCGGGAAGAUAACGGUAGACGUGGGAGGCGAGGGGGUAGAGGGAAGGGAAGAGGCGGCGGCGCCUCUGGUGCUGGCGGUGGGAAUGGGAAUAACAAUGCUAAAGAUGAGAGAAGUGAUGGGAACGGGAACGCCGGUGGCGAUGGAGGUGCAGCGGCGAGUUCCAGGGGUAGCAAUAGGAACAAGGGAAAGAGACAGGCCAAGGGUAGAGGGGUGGUGGCGAUCGGGGUGGAGGGGAGUAGGCAGGAGACUGCGAUUGUUUCUGGCGGCGGGAAGUAAUACAGAAUAUGAUAUGUGUAUAAGCAUACAGGAUAAAGGAGGGAUUGCAUCCGGAGGGAUUGAGCGGCUGUACAUAAGUACCUUACAUCUGCAUCUCGGGCUUGGGAUGGAUAUCUGCAUUUCUUACUGCUGCAUUUAUGAGUUAGAGGGGAUUCGCUUCGGAAACGGCUCUGACUGGGGAGUCUGUAUACUGUAUUGUAAUGUUAGCAGGUAGCAUCUAUUACAAGAAGGUUGUGGUCUCGAUGUGGCAGACUGUCAGCUUGAAGAUCACGGAGCCGAAGACUAUGGAAGAGAAUUAAGACUUCAAUU
Chaetomium strumarium is the source of this 5376-nucleotide messenger RNA. RefSeq lists its product as uncharacterized. Gene Ontology annotation, molecular function: protein binding. The coding region runs from base 238 to 5067 and encodes 1609 amino acids. The record is from RefSeq and is a predicted model, not a curated record. The transcript is spliced from 2 exons. NCBI's taxonomy places the organism in Eukaryota, Fungi, Ascomycota, Sordariomycetes, Sordariales, Chaetomiaceae.